This is a messenger RNA of Rotaria socialis, 771 nucleotides long. The record is from the annotation of a GenBank genome assembly. NCBI's taxonomy places the organism in Eukaryota, Metazoa, Rotifera, Eurotatoria, Philodinida, Philodinidae.
AUGGCGAAUGGAUGUUGCUCUAAUAGAUUAUGUACUGAUCGAGAAACACAGCUACAUUUAGCACGUCUUCGUGAAGAACUAUUAACAAAUUUCAAUAGUUUGCUAUUGGAUCGAAUUCGUUUUCUUGAACAAACAAUUACUCGUCUAUCAUCGCCAUCAUCAUCAUCAUCGUCAAACGUGCAAAUAGCAGCAGCAGCAACAGCGGCGCCACCACCAACACCAGUUACGCCUACGUCUAAAAAUUUCAUUGCAGCGCCUGUACCUAUAGAUCGACUUUCGACGCCGUCACCACUUCGGCGUAGUUCAUCGACAACAACGUAUUUUCUGUUGAGCCCAUCUAAUCAAAACUCGAGCGGAAAUGGAGGAGGUGCCCGUUCAUGUCCAUCAAGUGUUGAUUUGUCAAGUAGUAGCGAUCGAAGCGGGAAAUUUUUUUCAUCAAAAAAACGUUCACAAUCACGAAUAAGACAAUCAUCAGAGAGUAAUGCGAAUUACUUAUCGAUACCUAUGAAUGCACCAUGGUCUACAUUUACACAUGAUCUCGUAUCGAAUACUCAUGCGGGUAAUGAGAAAGGACGCCUAGAAUCAAGGCGCUUCGCAUGCGAUGUUGACGAUAAUGAAGUGCGUGCGUUCAAAGCGAUGAUAUAUAUGGAGCAGGCCCGGAAACAACACGCACGACCAUUAACUCGCUUACGACAAGCAUUGGGUAUAUCAACGAAUUCUACUGCAGCAAAUUAUACAUUGAACAGUUCAAAAAAGAAUUCAAACCCUUGA